Molecule: messenger RNA, 5412 nt
Organism: Hypanus sabinus (Atlantic stingray)
Lineage: Eukaryota; Metazoa; Chordata; Chondrichthyes; Myliobatiformes; Dasyatidae
Product: adenylate cyclase type 5-like
Exons: 23
Coding region: 158-3595 (1145 amino acids)
Biological process (GO): intracellular signal transduction; adenylate cyclase-activating G protein-coupled receptor signaling pathway; adenylate cyclase-inhibiting G protein-coupled receptor signaling pathway
Cellular component (GO): plasma membrane
Molecular function (GO): adenylate cyclase activity
Source: RefSeq, a predicted model, not a curated record
GAGGGAAGGAAGUAACGAGAGGGGAGGGAGGGAAGCCAAAGGCAGCCCUCCUUGACACUCUGCUCACAGGAUCGGAGACGGCGUCCCAGAUCAAUAAGAGGGUCCCCUCAGUGAAACAGUGUCCCAGGACGCAUCUGCAUUGGAUGUGGAAACUAGCAUGUCCUGGUUCGGAGGUACUCUGCUUGGUGACCACAAAUCCAGCUGGUCUGAAUCUACGCAGCCCCCUCCUCAUCCAUCUCCCACCCCUGAUGAUGCCUUCCGCCCUGGCCAUUGUGGGGCAUUAUCCCUCAGCUGCUGGGCCGAGCCAGUGACAGAGCCUGCUCUGCCACUCUCUUCCCCGGGAAAGGAGGUGGGAGACCACAGCCCAUCCAAAGGGGAGGAGUCUCCUCUUCGCCCUGGUUCCCGAGCGGAAAGUGAGGGGGAUGUAGGGCGGCCCGUCUGCCCCUCCCUGUGGCAGAGUGUGCGGAGGGUCUUCCUCUCUAAGCAGUUCAAGUCUGAGAAGCUGGAAUCUCUCUACCAGCAUUACCUGCUGCGCCUUAACCAGGGCAGCCUCACCAUGCUGCUGGCCCUGCUGGCACUGGCAUGCGGCCUCCUCACCGCCCUGCAUUGCGCCCAGGGGCCCCUGCGGGCCCCCUACCUGGGUGUGCUGUCGGCCGCCGCCACCCUCCUGCUCCUGCUGGCAGGGGCCUGCAGUCUCGGCUCCAGCCCCCAGCCUGACCGGGUCAACCUGGCCUGCUACCUGGUGGUGGGGCUGCUGCUGGCGGUGCAGGCGGCCCUCCUGCUCACGCUGCGGCCCCCCAGCCCCUCUGGCGGCCUCUGGUGGUCUGUCCUCUCCAUCCACGUCGUCUAUGCCAUGCUGCCAGUCCGCACGAGGGUGGCAGUGGUCAGCGGCACCCUCCUCUCCACCCUGCACCUGGCUGUGUGCUGGUACUGCAACCGGGAGGAGCCCUUCCUCAGGAAGCAGAUGCUGUCUAACUUGCUGAUCCUCGUGUGCACCAACAUUGUCGGCAUGUGCACGCAGUACCCUGUGGAGGUGUCGCAGCGGCAGGCAUUCCGUGAGAGCAGGUCUUGUAUUCAAGCACGCCUGCACUCCGAGCGUGAGAACCAGCAGCAGGAACGCCUCCUCCUCUCCAUCCUGCCCAGACAUGUUGCAAUGGAGAUGAAGGCCGAUAUCAGCAGCAAGAAGCAGAACCUGAUGUUCCACAAGAUUUACAUCCAGAAGCAUGAGAACGUCAGCAUCCUGUUUGCUGACAUCGAGGGCUUCACCGGACUGGCCUCCCAGUGCACAGCUCAGGAGCUGGUCAUGACCCUCAAUGAGCUCUUCGACCGCUUCGACAAGCUGGCAGCUGAGAACCACUGUCUAAGGAUUAAGAUUUUGGGUGACUGUUACUACUGUGUGUCUGGGCUCCCUGAGGCUCGAGCCGAUCAUGCUCACUGCUGUGUGGAGAUGGGGAUGGACAUGAUUGAGGCCAUAUCGCUGGUGCGCGAGGUCACGGGAGUCAACGUGAACAUGCGUGUGGGGAUCCAUAGCGGAAGAGUUCACUGCGGAGUCCUGGGGCUCCGCAAGUGGCAAUUCGAUGUCUGGUCCAAUGAUGUCACACUUGCCAAUCAGAUGGAGGCAGGGGGCAAAGCAGGGAAAAUCCACAUCACCAAGGCCACCCUGCAGUUCCUGAACAAUGAUUACAAGGUGGAGCCUGGUUACGGAGGGGAGAGGAAUGCCUACCUCAAGGCGAACUGCAUCGAGACAUUCCUGAUCGUUGGUUGCAGCCAAAAACAGAGGAGAAAGAAGGCCACGUUGGCCAAACUGCUGCAAGCACAGACUCCCUCCACAUCCAGCCAAGACUCCUCAUUGGAGUCCAACAGACAUGUAGAUCUCCACAUGUCCCACCAACCCUCCCAGGACCUACACAGAGAGGGAAUCAUGGAUUACAUCGGAAAAGAAAAGGAUGCCCAGGAGACCAUAAACCCCGAGGAGGAAGUGGACGAGUUCCUGGGCCAUGCUAUCGACGCCUGGACCAUUGACCGCCUGCGUUCCAAGCAUCUCCGCAGGCUGAUGCUCACCUUCUACGACCCCAAGCUGGAAAACAAGUACGCCAAUGAGGUGGAUAACAGCUUUGCUGGUUACGUAGCCUGUGCCCUGCUGAUCUUUGCCUUCAUCUGCUCUGCGCAGAUAGUGAUCGUCCCACAUUCCCCCCUGAUGCUGGGCUCCUUCCUCUGCUGCUCCCUGAUGCUGGUCGGCAUCCUGUACAUCUGCACCAUCUACUCUUGUUACAGUCCGCUACAGCACCUUUCCAUGAAGAUUGUGCGGUCACGGGCCAACAGCACCGCGGUCGGCGUCCUCAGCAUCGCCCUGCUCUUCCUGGCUGCCUUUGUCAACAUGUUCUCCUGUAGCUCAGAGGAUCUCCGUGAGUGUGUGGCUCGGAUUCACAACGUGUCCCCGCAGAUGGUCAAUGCCUGUUCCCUCCGCUCCCUUAACAUCACCCUGGGGGAUGAGAAGGAUCUGUGUGGGGGAGGCUUCCCCAACUGCAGCUUUCCCGAGUACUUCACCUACAGCGUUAUUCUCUCCCUGCUGGGAUGUGCUGCCUUCCUCCAGAUCAGCAGCGUUGGGAAGCUGGUCAUCAUGGCGGUCAUCGAGGGCAUCUACAUAGCCAUUGUCGAGGGGCCCAAAGUCAAACUCUUCAACAACUUUGACCUGCUGGUCAUGGCCAACACCCUGACGAGCAACGACACUAUGGCCUGUGAGGAGCUGGUGCCUAAGGUGCCCCUGAGGUACAUGACCCCGGUGGUGCUGUUGCUCUUCAUGUUGGUCCUGUUCCUGCAUGCACAGCAGGUGGAAUCCAAGGGCCGGCUGGACUUCCUCUGGAAGCUGCAGGCCACCGAGGAGAAGGAGGAGAUGGAGAAGCUCCAGUCGUAUAAUCUGCGCUUGCUGCACAACAUUCUGCCCAAGGAUGUGGCCGCCCACUUCCUGGCACGCGAGCGCCAGAACCACGAGCUCUACUACCAGUCCUGCGAGUGUGUGGCCGUCAUGUUCGCCUCCAUCAGCAACUUCUCCGAGUUCUACGUGGAGCUGGAGGCCAACAACGAGGGCGUGGAGUGUCUGCGGCUCCUGAACGAGAUCAUCGCUGACUUUGACGAGAUAAUCAGUCAGCAGCAGUUCAGGCAGCUGGAGAAGAUUAAAACCAUUGGCAGCACCUACAUGGCUGCCUCGGGACUCAACGACGCCACCUACGAUAAGGUGAACAAGACCCACGUCACAGCGCUGGCCGAUUAUGCCACUCGGCUGAUGGAGCAGAUAAAGUACAUCAACGAGCAUUCCUUCAACAACUUCCAGAUGAAGAUCGGACUGAACAUUGGCCCGGUGGUUGCGGGAGUGAUUGGGGCUCGGAAACCUCAGUACGACAUUUGGGGGAACACGGUGAACGUUGCCAGUCGCAUGGACAGUACCGGAGUCCCCAACAAGAUCCAGGUGACAGGUGACAUGUACCAGGUCCUGGCAUCCAAAGGGUACCAGCUGCAGUGUCGAGGUCUGGUCAAGGUCAAGGGCAAGGGGGAGAUGUUGACCUACUUCCUUGGACCACGCACCUGCCCCAGCUAGCUAUAAGCAAGGGGUGUGGGGGGUGUGAGUGAGACCACCCCCCACAAUGCCCCGCUCUACCCCUUAGCGGGGGUGGGGCCAGAUCAAGGCAAUGAUCAAGGCUGCCUCACCAGAUACAACCUCUUCUGUGAAGAACUCAGGUGCCAAACAUGGAAGAAGCUGGUGGUGGGUGGGAUGGGCAGUCAGUCCCAGACCAUCCCCAGGGGAAUUAUUUAUUUAUUCUUCUGCUGGUUUUUUCCCUACAGUUUCCUCUCCUCUCUUCGCCUUUCUCUAUAUUCUCUCCUCAGGCCCAUGUUCCAAACUCACUCUCCCUCUCCCCUCAUCAUCCCCUCUCUCUGACCCCCAUUUUUGCUCUCCCUUUUUCUUAAAUCUCCCUCCCCUUGCCUUGCAUCCCUUUUCUACCCCUUCCUCAUCCCUUCCCCUCCCCCUUCACCCCUUUCCCCAACCUCCCCAUUGCCUCUCCCUGGAGGACUGCCUACAGUACAGGAAGCCCUCAGAUUUUGCUAAUAGGGAACAGGAGGUGUGUAGGAAGGGGACCAUGAUCACUCAGUGACUGGGGAUUGUGUCUGGUCUUGGUACCAAAUCCCACUUCUCAAGUCCUGUUUGUCUGUCAUUGCCAAAGCGAGGGUGAGGGGUUUUAUAUCAGUGUUUGGGGGAGGGUUAGGUGUGGGGGUGUUUCUAUAGGGAACAGGUGGUAUGGCCUGAGAGGAGGGGGCUCUACAAUAGGAAUUGCAAAAAAUAAAGACCUGUUACCUUUACCAACCUCUGUCAUUUGGUUCAUCAUUGGGCAGACCAGUGAAGGAGGGGCAAGGAGAGAGGAGAUGGAGGAAAGGGAUGAGGGAGAGGAGAUAAGACCAUAAGACAUGAGAGCAGAAUUAGGCCAUUCAGCCCAUUGAGUCUGUUUCACCAUUCCAUCAUGGCUGAAGCAGUUGCAAAGUCUUUGCUGAUAAUAAAGUAAAUGAAUUAACUGGGCCCAGAACACACACACUCUUACAACUCAAGUUCAAGUCCAUAGGAGCAGAAUUAGAUCACUUGGCCCAUUGAGCUGGCUCUGCCAUUCUCCUGUUUUCUUGCUAUCACCUUUGACACCCUUACUAAUCAAGAACCUAUCAAUCUCCACUUUAAAUAUACUCAUUGACUUGGCUUCCAUAGCCGUCUAUGGCAAUGAAUUCCAGAGAUUCACCAUCCUCUGGCUGAAGAUAUUCCUUCUUCUCUCUGUUCUAAAGGGACGUCCUUGUGUCCUGAGGCUGUGCUCUCUGAUUCUAGACUCACCCACUAUGGAAAGCAUCCUCUCCAAGUCCACUCUAUCUACGCCUUUCAAUACUCGAUAGGUUUCAGUGAGGCCCACUCCCCCUCAUUCUUCUAAUCUCCAGCAAGGACAAGCCCAGAGCCGUCAAAUGCUCCUCAUGCAUUAACCCUUUCAUUCCCAGAAUCCUUCUCAUGAACCUCCUCUGGACCCUCUCCAAUGUCAGUGCAUCCUUUCUUGGAUAAGGGGCCCAAAACUGCUCACAAUACUCCAAGUGCGGUCAGAUGAAUGCCUUAUAGAUAGAUACGUUAUUGAUCACUAAGGAAAUUACAGUGUCACAGUAGUAUUACAAGUGCACAGUAGCAUAAGGCCUAAGGCCUCAGCAUUACAUCCUUGCUUUUAUAUUUUAGUCCUCUUGAAAUGAAUGCAUUUGCCUUCCUCACCACUGACUCAAACUGCAAAUUAACUGUAGUGGUAGUUAUUAGUGUUAUUCCUAUCUCACUAAGUUAACCACUCCCACAUGGGAGGAAUUCACAUAUUGUACAAGCAGUGUUAUCAAUAAAGUUUGGUU